GGAGCAGAUAACAGCCAGCCAGCAGCAACCAGCCAGCCAGCAGAUAACAAGGAGCAAACGGAGCAGCGCAGGGAGCAGGGAGCACACGGGCACCGGCAAACGGGCACAAGCAAGGAAGCAAUCUUCCCCAGCUAUGGUUGGAAAAGGCUCCCCAAGGUUCAAUAUGAGCAGUUCACCAAAGCUGCGUAGGUACAUGUCUACAACAAGUGCUAGUAAAAAGAAGCCUUCUCCUAAAUGCAGUGGGGCAAAAAAGAGUGGAGGUUCUCCAAGAGUGAAACAAAGAGCAUAUUGGAAUCCAGCCCUAGAGAGGUCCCUUGUUGACAUUCUCCAUGAGUGUAAAGAUAGUGGCUAUAGAGGUGACAAUGAAUGGAACUCUGAAGGGUGGAAUAAGAUGGUCAAGGAGUUGCAUCUGAGGAACAAGUAAUGUUUUCUACACAAAGGCUCAGAUUCAGGAGAAAGAAGGUCAGUUGAAGAGAGACUACAAGACGCUCAAAGCGGCAAAGCAACAGAGUGGGUUGAGCUGGAACGAGAAAAGAAAUAUGGUUGAAGAACCACCAGCUAUGUGGACAAAUCUCAUGGUGACAUUCCCUAAAAUCAAGAAGUUUAACAAUAAGGCAACCUUUCCACUCUUUGAUGCUUUGAGAGAGCUUUAUGAUGGGCGCUUGGCUGAAGGGAUUUACAAUGUCACUUCUCCUGAGACACUGCAAGAGGAAGAACCCCCUGAGCAACUUCAGGAUGCUGAAGAUGAGCCACAAGGCUCUGAUGACAAUGUGGUUCAUGAGGUAAAUGAUGAAGGUGGUGAUGGCACUGAAAGGAACGAAGAGGGGCUUCAAGGAAUGGCUGAUACUCUGUCACGAGAUGAAGAAAAUGAUGCUCCAGCUAUUGAAAGAAGUGGAUAACAUAGACCUGCUGCAUCAAGAAACAAACAAGAAAAGGAACUAAAGAGGCCUAGGAAGAAUGAAAACAUAGUAGGCAUGAUGGGGGCAUACCUAGAAAUGAGGACUAAGCAAGCAGAAGCUGAAGCUGGAGUUGCUGAUCGUGCAAAAGAAAUGGAGGAAAGAGAAAGGGAGACAAGAGAAAGGGAGGCAAGAGAAAAGGAUGCUGCUCAAGCUUCUGAUUUCUGGAUCAGAAGGUGCAUCUCAGUUCUGAACACAAUGAAAGUGAUGAAAGAAGAAAAGAUAAAAGCAUAUGCAAUCUUCAUCAAAAUCAAAGAAAAUAGAGAGACUUUCAUAUGUGCUUGUGAAGUAGAUCAAGAAUCGGCCUUGAUUUGGCUCAGAAGUGAGAUGGCUUAGCACGUAUGUAUGAUAUUGCAGCCCAUUGGUUAGACACUAACUUAUCCAGCUUAGUCACUGCAUUAAGCUUCCCAUGUCACUGAAGAAAACCAUCAUAGAGGCACAGAGUGAUUGGAACAUAAAAAGAAAAAUACACAUAAGACAAACUCAUCCAGGUCACUCCGUACCAUUUCAAAUAGCUCAGCUGUUAGCAUUCCUAUAAUAUUCAAUAUUUUAAAUAGCCUAGCAUGAAUCCAUGUGUAUAGUUGGCAGUGAGGAUAUAGGGUGCAAUGUACUCCUUGGGGGGCCUGUUAUUUUC
Panicum hallii is the source of this 1590-nucleotide messenger RNA. RefSeq lists its product as uncharacterized. The record is from RefSeq and is a predicted model, not a curated record. Lineage: Eukaryota; Viridiplantae; Streptophyta; Magnoliopsida; Poales; Poaceae. The transcript has 5 exons. The coding region runs from base 540 to 899 and encodes 119 amino acids.